UGGUGGGUUUGACAGUCUUGUCCGAUGCACAAGGGCGGGGUUCUCGGUCGGUGGAACUGAAUUACCGGCCGAAGAAAACUUACCCUUGUUGAGCCUUGUGGUGUGGGAAUGCGCUGGACACUGCCUGUGAAAAUAGGAGCCCAAUAGACAUAUCUGAGAAUGUCUUAACGUUUUGUGGCUAGUUCCAGGAUAUAGAAUUGGACUCUUGUUUGACUCGAAAUGAAUUAUUAUUUUUCCUUCUCAGAAUGAAGUGACACCACAUCACAUUUCAGUAACUGGGAUCUGUGAUCUGAAAUCUUUACAACCAGAUUUUUUCCUCUACACCGGAAAACAUAGGAUUUGAUUUUGAUAAGGGUGGGAGGCGUGGGGUGGGGUUGGGAGCAUGGCUGAACCACGCCAUGAGAGCACCAGCAGCCUGCAGAGGAAGAAGCCUCCAUGGCUCAGACUGGACAUUCCCACUGCUCAGGUGUCCCUGGAUGAGCCACCCACCUUCGUCCAGCCGGUGAAGCGCCAGGGUUUCCUCCGCAGUAUCAGCAUGCCAGUGGAGCCCUCCCACCUCCGGUCCCCGCCUCGCGACCUCUUUGACCCCCGCCGGCCGCCCCUGCUACGCCAGUCCUCCAUCACACAGACCAUCAAGAGCAGCAGGAGGGUGCACUUUGAGCGGAUUAACACAGUGCCCGUUAAGGGUCAGCGGGCAUCUCGCCGCGGCCCCAGGAAGCAUCACUCUCUCUCCAGAACCUUGCUCAGGGGCACAGCGGACUGGUUCGGGGUCAGUAAGGACAGCGAUGCCACCCAGAAAUGGCAGAGGAAGAGUCUGCGCCAUUGCAGCAUGCGCUAUGGCCGUCUGAAGCCCCAGGUGAUCCGGGAGAUGGACCUGUCCAGUCAGGACAACAUCUCUCUGACCAGCACCGAGACGCCCCCGCCCCUCUACGUACCCUCCUCAGCACACGCCUUUGGCAUGCAGAAGAUCGUGGACCCGUUGGCGAGGGGGCGUGCGUUCCGUAUGGUGGAGGAGGUGGACGGUUACAGCGUGCCCCAGACCCCCGUCACCCCCGGCGCUGCCUCCCUCUGCUCCUUCACCUCCUCCCGCUCAGGCCUCAACCGGCUGCCGCGGCGACGCAAGAGGGAGUCUGUCGCCAAGAUGAGCUUCAGGGCAGCAGCAGCUCUGGUUAAGAUCCAAACCAUACCCACCCAGUACCACUAUGACCAAACUCUUCCCUUAAUCGAUAAGGGGCGCUCCCUGCGGGAAAACGCCACCCUGCGGCGGAUGCAGAGACGCAGCUUCACCCCUGCCAGCUUCAUGGAGGAGGACGUGGUGGACUUACCUGAUGAGCUGGACACAUCCUUCUUCGCCAGAGACUGUCUGAUGCAGGAAGAGUUGUCCACGUACGCUGACGAGGUGUUUGAGUCUCCGUCGGAGGCGGCUAUGAUGGAUGUGGUGCAGGAGGAGGGCAGUAAACUGGACGAGACGGAGCUGACCGGCAGCGCUCUGGACAAGAGUGAACUGGAGAGGAGCCAUCUCAUGCUGCCUCUGGAGCGAGGGUGGCGUAAGGCCAAAGAGGGAACCCCAGGACCACCCAAGGUGCCCUUGCGGCAGGAGGUGGUGAGUGUGAACGGACAGCGACGGGGGCAGCGCAUCGUUGUGCCCGUCAAGAAGCUGUUCGCUCGGGAGAAGAGGCCCUACGGGCUGGGCAUGGUGGGGAAGCUCACCAACCGCACCUACCGCAAGCGCAUCGACAGCUAUGUGAAGAGGCAGAUAGAGGACAUGGAUGACCAUAGGCCUUUCUUUACGUACUGGAUCACCGUUGUCCACUUGCUGAUCACCAUCCUGGCUGUCUGCAUCUAUGGCAUCGCCCCCGUGGGCUUCUCCCAGCACGAGACGGUUGAUUCUGUUCUAAGAAACAAAGGUGUAUAUGAAAAUGUCAAGUUUGUACAACAAGAGAACUUCUGGGUCGGGCCCAGUUCAGAGGCUCUGAUCCACCUGGGGGCCAAGUACUCUCCCUGCAUGCGUCAGGACCAGCAGGUGCACGACCUGAUCCGGGACAAGAGAGACAUAGAGAGAGACUCUGCCUGCUGUGUGCGCAACGACCGCUCCGGCUGUCUACAGACCUCAGAGGAGGAGUGUUCGAGUACUCUGGCCGUGUGGGUGAAGUGGCCGGGGCCUCCCAGCACCCCUCAGCUGGAGGGCAGAGACAGGCAGUACGGCUCAGUGUGCCAUCAGGACCCCCGGAUUUGUCUAGAGCCAGCAUCGGUGGCACCACAUGAAUGGCCUGAUGACAUCACCAAGUGGCCAGUUUGCACCAGGUACAACACAGGGAACCACACCAACCUGCCUCACAUAGACUGCACCAUCACAGGCCGGCCCUGCUGCAUCGGCACAAAAGGGAGGUGUGAGAUCACAUCCAGGGAGUAUUGUGACUUCAUGAAGGGCUACUUCCACGAGGAGGCUACUCUCUGCUCCCAAGUUCACUGCAUGGAUGAUGUGUGUGGCCUGCUGCCUUUCCUCAACCCAGAGAUCCCAGACCAGUUCUACAGACUGUGGCUCUCUCUCUUCCUGCACGCUGGGAUCCUUCACUGCAUGGUGUCAAUGUGCUUCCAGAUGACCAUCCUGAGAGACCUGGAGAAGCUGGCAGGCUGGCUAAGGAUCUCCAUCAUAUACAUCCUGUCUGGCAUCACCGGAAACCUAGCCAGCGCCAUCUUCCUGCCCUACAGAGCAGAGGUGGGUCCAGCAGGCUCCCAGUUUGGCAUCCUGGCCUGCCUGUUUGUGGAGCUGUUCCAGAGCUGGCAGAUCCUGGCCCAGCCGUGGCGGGCCUUCAUCAAGCUGCUGUGUGUGGUGCUCAUCCUCUUUGCCUUCGGCCUGCUGCCCUGGAUCGACAACUUUGCCCACAUCUUUGGCUUCAUCUCUGGCUUCUUCUUGUCCUUCGCCUUCCUGCCCUACAUCAGCUUCGGACGCAUGGACAUGUACCGCAAGCGGCUGCAGAUCAUCGUCUUCCUGGUGGUGUUCUUGGGGCUGUUCGCCGGCCUCGUGGUGCUUUUUUAUGUCUACCCCAUCAAGUGUGACUGGUGUGAACUGCUCACCUGCAUCCCCUUCACAGACAAGUUCUGUGAGAAGUAUGACCUCAACGCCCACCUCCACUGAGGAGACGGAAGGUAGCGCCGGAGGAGGGACAUCAGGUCAAGAGGCAUCGAUUGGCAGGUGUUAUCAACCAAUCCUCUGUUCUGUCCUAUAGUGUGGCUAAAGAGGAGGGGGGGGGGGUCCUGUGCGGCGUUCCCUCUCCUCUGGCUCUGUGAACUGAACUUUGAUGACAAUAUGCUUGUGUUUUUUACUCGGUCUGUCUGUAUGAAUAAGUAGGAAUGCCACUGCACUCGUCAUGAGACAUUAAUCACAUUCUUUUCACCCCCCCACACACACCAUUUUCUCUCCUCCACUGACCAAUGAGAGAAGGGUAUGGUCUAACCCCGUAUCUAAGCCCCUCCCACAUUUCUCUCUCUUCACGUAUAAGGCAGAGUUUGGAGGAGUCAUCACUGGUACAAUAGACAGAAGGAAAUAUUUCUGUAUUUUUUCAAUUUGUUCUUUUUUAAAUUUUAUUUUCAUGUUUUUAACACUCACAAUCCAGGAGUAGGUUUUGUAAUUAUUCAGGCAACCUCUCAAAACAACCAGGGACAAACAAAUCAGACAUUAAUACCUUUGGUGCCUUGCUGAUAAAUGUACCAACUACUGCCAUAUUUUUGUUACAAUACGUUGAGCACUCGAAUGCUACCCUUUUUAUUUGUUUGUUGCUUCUUAAGAAGUAAUGAUUGAUUGAAACAAGGUAGUGUUUUAGCUACCUAUCUACUCAUAUGUAACUGAAUAGAACAAGUAAAAAACUUGAAAAGAAA
Oncorhynchus gorbuscha (pink salmon) is the source of this 3879-nucleotide messenger RNA. Its product is annotated as inactive rhomboid protein 1-like. Gene Ontology annotation, biological process: regulation of epidermal growth factor receptor signaling pathway; regulation of protein secretion. The record is from RefSeq and is a predicted model, not a curated record. The transcript has 20 exons. Gene Ontology annotation, cellular component: endoplasmic reticulum membrane. NCBI's taxonomy places the organism in Eukaryota, Metazoa, Chordata, Actinopteri, Salmoniformes, Salmonidae. Bases 383 to 3139 code for a protein of 918 amino acids. Gene Ontology annotation, molecular function: serine-type endopeptidase activity.